AUGGAUGGGUUUCUGACACCCGCAAAGAGCACACUCCAGGAGGCCGCGCGCGCCAAUGUGGCCGACUCACCGACCCGCUCAAUGAUGUCGGAUGGCGGUGAAACCACGCUGGCGGACAUCAGGGCUGACAUCAGGGCACUUGCCGAAAACAUGGUCAUGAAAGAUGACCUCCACAGCCUCUCUGAUACCCUUCAUGCAGCGAUCCGCACAGAGGUAACACUGCUCCGGUCAGACAUGACGGCGCAUGACAGCAGGCUGCAGCACCUGGAAACUACCACACAGGCUUAUACUCUUGCCAAAACCAGGCAGGAGAAUAUGCUGCUCGCCCUGAGACGUCACACUGAGGACCUAGACAACAGAGGCCGCAGAUCCAACAUCAGGGUGCGCGGCCUGCCAGAACCAGCCGGCGAGGAAGAUGUGGAGGCUAUACUGGGCACACUUUUCAGAGGAAUCCUGGGAGCUGAAGCCCCGGCCACAAUUGAGUUUGACAGGGCGCACAGAGCUAACAGGCUACGCACAACUGAUGGCCACGAGAUAUUGUAUGCUGUAUGCACCAAUAUAAGUUAA
Messenger RNA from Pelobates cultripes (western spadefoot toad), 567 nucleotides. NCBI's taxonomy places the organism in Eukaryota, Metazoa, Chordata, Amphibia, Anura, Pelobatidae. The record is from the annotation of a GenBank genome assembly.